Platichthys flesus (European flounder) is the source of this 1521-nucleotide messenger RNA. RefSeq names its product SWI5 homologous recombination repair protein (gene swi5). The transcript has 5 exons. Gene Ontology annotation, cellular component: Swi5-Sfr1 complex; Swi5-Swi2 complex. The record is from RefSeq and is a predicted model, not a curated record. Gene Ontology annotation, biological process: double-strand break repair via homologous recombination. NCBI's taxonomy places the organism in Eukaryota, Metazoa, Chordata, Actinopteri, Pleuronectiformes, Pleuronectidae. The coding region runs from base 93 to 503 and encodes 136 amino acids.
GAGUCAGUCUGUUAGCCGUCAGCCGCGAACUCCAAACUUCCUGCUCUUCACACGCUGCUCUUCUAUUGCGUUAAAAUCCACCAUAACACAGCAUGAACUCCGAGCAGCCGACUGAAACUAGCCGCGGGGAAGAUACGUGUUCGGGCUCACCGCUGGGGCAGAGCGACGUGAAGAAAGCAGCUAACAAGCGAACGCCAUUUUCCAGAUUUAAGAGGGUGCACUCCAACUUCAAAUCACCAAUUCAAGUAACUGAGAGGGCCAAAGUUACUCUUGCAGAGGAGGUGGUCGAGCUAGAGCAGAGGAGAGAUCAGCUGGAUGCAGAGAUAGCACAGCUGGAGGCUGAGGGAUGCAUCGUAGAGGAGCUGGAACAUCAUAUUGAUAUGCUGCAUGAAUACAAUGACAUCAAAGACAUUGGACAAUCACUCCUGGGUCGUAUUGCUGAUCUGAGGGGGACCACCACACGAGAUCUCUACAGCCACUUUGGUCUGGAGCUGGAGGACUGACAAUAUAAAUGAAAAUACAGUGGUGAGAAUGGUUUCCAAACACCGAGGGGAGGGAGGCAUAGGGAUGAAAACAAAGAAAAGGAGCAGAAGAACUUUUUUGGUAGGAGUUUGGAUGUGGACUAAAGAUGUGAUUGGAGAAACUUUAUUGACCUGAACUUCCUCCUUGAGACAGAGAUCUGAUUAUCGUCAGUGAGCAUGAUGCGGUGACAAUGGUAUCUGUACAGCAGGCAGAUCUAAUAUUCAAGAGAUGCCAUCUGCUUUGGACAAUUAAUAUAAGACUUUAACAAAAGACAAAUGUAUAUAUUAUAUGACUUUUGUCCGGCAUUUUGUUUUUCAAGAAUAAAUUGAUUGGUGAGAAACUAAAACCAAGGCGAAGUAUCUCAGCAAGAUGACGCUUCACCUUGCGCCUCAACACUUUGUCCCUUCCUUGUAAGCGAUUCUCCAAGUCUCAGAAUGCCAGAGGCAUGAAUAUUCUACCACAAGAUAUUCUCUCAUUUGAUGAUGAUGCAGACCGCUGUCAAAACCAUUAUUCCAAAAUCUCUCCGGUGUUAAAGUGGUUUCAAAUCUGGAGACAAAGACCAUAAGGUUUAGGCUAAUGGAUCCCUGAUGGAGAAUUAAUGUUCUAGAAAGUAUUUAUUUAAGUGACGUAGAAUACCCCCAGUGCUUCUCCAUGACUUAGCUGUGAAAACAUAUACAAUAUAAAUAUUUCCAUAGUGGCGAUGACAAAAGAGGCCCAAUCUCAACACAAAGCGAACAUAUAGCUAAUUUGUAUACUCCUCAAAUAGUCCAGUGAGCCCUUAUAGAGGCAUCUGCAUUUCCCUUGCCUCUCUCACACAUCUUUAAAUGUUCCUGAGACACAACUUUGAAAGGACUUGUUUUGUUUGGACAUUGGAGCUUAUCUAAAUGGGGUUUGGAUAAGGGUAUGCACGCAUGUAGACUUUAUGAUUAUCAGUUAUUUCUCUGAAGAAAAGCAGCAAUGCUGGACCAAAACGUGUGAAAUAAACUGCUUCAGCUCCUA